Esox lucius (northern pike) is the source of this 2706-nucleotide messenger RNA. RefSeq names its product cytoskeleton associated protein 2-like (gene ckap2l). Lineage: Eukaryota; Metazoa; Chordata; Actinopteri; Esociformes; Esocidae. The record is from RefSeq and is a predicted model, not a curated record. The transcript is spliced from 9 exons. The coding region runs from base 131 to 2635 and encodes 834 amino acids. Gene Ontology annotation, cellular component: centrosome; cytosol; mitotic spindle.
UUUGCUCAGUUGGUCAAUACACAUAAAAGUUAGUAAACAGCAAGCAAUGGACGUUAGCAUAUAUUCCACUGAGUAGCUUAACGUUUCCUUGCAAUUUGUAUCUUAAGUAGUGGAUUGUGUCCAAACAGCAAUGGAGGGUGAAGAAAUUGUUCCCAACCGUAAUGGAAAAGCAGAAUUGCGCAAGCAGAAGUUAACAGAGUACUUGGCAGCCAAAGGAAGACUGAAACUCCCUAACCCAAAACCCUAUCUUCGAAAUAACAUUAAAGCAGAGACCGCAACCGUGACUAAUAUGAAGGCUGAUCUGGCAAAUGGGAAAGAGAACUCUGCAACAGGCAAGGAGAACCGGGGUCCAAACAACUUUAAGACAAAAGGGCAAUCUGCAAUGGUUCACUCUACAUCAACCAAAGCUGUUGUCAAAAGAAACCUCUGCAGUACAACAAACAAACAGGGCUCCACCACUAGCAGCACUCUCCAUCCCCUCAGUGAUGCAUUGAUUACAGCCCGCCUCAAUGCUCUCAAAAGUACAUCAAAGAUGUUAGUCAGGGGUCACCCUGCCAGCCUGACAACAGUUCCAGCCAGACCUAACUCCAAUGUCUCCAUCAGAAUGUGCUCAGGCCCCAACAGCCAGACCAGAUUACAUCCCAACCCAACGGUAAAAAACAAUUAUUCACGUCCUGUAAGUAGCUUAGGGCCCAGUGCGGCCGUCCCCCGUCCCAGUGCGGCCGUCCCCCGUCCCAGUGCGGCCGUCCCCCGUCCCAGUGCGGCCGUCCCCCGUCCCAGUGCGGCCGUCCCCCGGCCCAGUGCGGCCGUCCCCCGGCCCAGUGCGGCCGGCCCCCGGCCCAGUGCGGCCGGCCCACUCCCAAAAACUGUGGCCAAAGCCAAGGUUGGCCGGGAUGCACCUAGAAUUACACAGCCCAGAUCUGCCAUCUCAGCCCCCACAACCUUUUUCUGUAACAAAGGGCGCUCAAACGCUGCCCUCCCAAUCCCAGCAGUCACCCAGAAGCUAGUUGGUACUCAACAGAAAACAAAUCCUUUCACUGCUGUGUGUAAACCUAACCAGAGGACAGGUGCCUUGUCUGUGGAGGAUGAGCCGAAGAGGAGCACGUUUCUGAGCAGGACAUAUUCUAAAACUCUUCCAAGGACAACCGGUAAAAUGGCAGGACUGAAGCAACCUGUCUCCAGACCUAAACCAUCCAGCCAAGAUCUAACCAGUCCUGGAUCCAAGACUGCAGUUAUGAAACCGGUGGAUGAAGGAAAACUGCCUCUGAUGAAAAAAUCCAAGGUCCUGGUUCGUGAAGUUGUGCCUGCGAAGAGGGCUCCACCACAGCACAAGGCUGGGGCUAUAACUGCAGGAGCGCCUGCUGCCUGGACACGAAAGCCUGUCCAUCGAGCCUCCGAAGGACUAGCGGGGAGCCAAUGGCAGGUCAAGGCUUUGAGUAGGGCCAUGCAUGAGGCCGUGGCUAAGAUGGGAUGGAACUGCAGCGGAGAGGAUAACAGAGAGGCGACGAGUGACGGUAACACUUCUACACCGUUGGGUUGGUCUAACAACAGGAUAGUGAACGGCGCUUGGAUCCCUCAGACAAUGCCGCACGUCACCACAGAGUCCAGCCACGAAGAGGCGGAGAUGGGCUGGGAGGCUGGUGUUGGCCUGAAGACGCCCAGAGAUCAGGCCAGGGUCAUCCCCCAGACGGAAGGCAGGAAAAAGAUGACUGCUGCACAAGAGGAAAGGAUACAGAAGCUUCAAGAAUGGCGUGAGAGAAAAGGCAUUUCUUAUAAACGUCCCCCCAUGCCAGUAAGGCCCUUUCGGACCCGGCGAACUGUGGCCCUACCUCAGCCUUACUGGGCCACUAUGGAGGAUGAGGACGUGGAGGCCAAGUCCCUUGUUGGUGCAGUAGACCAGUGCCUGGCUGAUUGCAUCAAACUGCUGGAUGAGGGCUGCCCGUCCACCCAGGUGCAGGAGAUGCUGUCCAGUGUUCCCAUGGCUAAAAAGUUCUCCAAGUACUGGAUCUGCCUGGCCCACCUGAUGGAGCGCCAGGGCGACCUGGAUGUGCUGCCUCUCUUUGAAGAGGCAGUACGUGUAGUUCUAGAGCCAGUGGAUGAGCUACGGACUGUUGUGUUUGAAAUGCUGAAAAAGAAGGAAGAGCGACAAGGUCUGACUCCCGUAGUAUCGGAGGAAGAAGAGCAUAUAUUGCCACCGGCUUCCAGACCAGAGCCUGCGGCUACACCAAAAGCCGUCAAAGCCCUGAUUUGUGGUGAGAGAGGAGGAUCCUCUGUGGUCAAGUACAAGAUCACUACCACACCCGGUGGCUUCAGGAGCCAGCAGAGGGAGCAGGGGGUCACCCGCAGAGUAGACGGACACAAGCUCAGGUUUUUCACGCCUGUUCGUCGCUCUGUGAGGAUUGAGGGGACCACUCUCCACUACCCUGCCUCCCUCCAGGAACAUGAUGUCUGCGUGGCCUCUUUCAAUGAUCUGAUGGCCCAGGAGGAGAGAACCUUGGAAACAGAGCGCGAGGGUGACCAAGAGGGGCGAGGGAGUGCAGUGCCUGCCCCGAACGACCACCUGUAUGUGUACAGAGAGAACGAGGCACUGAGAGACCAGGUCAGUAUCCAGCUGGUCUAUGCCGAAGAAGACUAAAGGGCUUUGACUUUAUACUCUAUCCAAUUGGUGCCCACAUUAAAAGAAAUGCUAAAUUGUUUUCUGUUAAA